This is a messenger RNA of Bicyclus anynana (squinting bush brown), 2293 nucleotides long. RefSeq lists its product as uncharacterized. Lineage: Eukaryota; Metazoa; Arthropoda; Insecta; Lepidoptera; Nymphalidae. The transcript is spliced from 3 exons. The coding region runs from base 121 to 795 and encodes 224 amino acids. The record is from RefSeq and is a predicted model, not a curated record.
AUAAUAUAUUUCUUCGAUAGUGCAGACCACCCGAAUAUAUUAUAAUAGUACGGUAGGCAACCCUACCUACGAGCUCUAUCGAUAGGAAUCGAAGGAAGUUUCAACGUCCAAGGGGACAGUAUGCCCGUUAAUGAUUCGCCGUGGAUCCUUAACCGGCGGUCAAUAACUGGGUCGAUAUUACUACUGCACGAUCACGUUGUCCUGCACUUUCUUUUCGAUGUUUGGUUUUGCCGACAAUUGUCCUCCGUACGACACUUUAUAUCCUGCCAAUCGAUCAUAUUGGCACCAGUCAAAUUCGAGCAGGCAACCUGUGACCAUCAGUUUUCGGUGCUUUACUUAGUCAAAAUGUGCAGAAUGUUCGGUGUGUUAUCCUUAGCGUAUGUCGCUAUCUUCAUGUUAACGGUAGUGCAUUGCGAAGAUGCACCAAGCUCACGGCUUGUGGAUUUUCUAAGCAAAGAUAACAGCGUCAGCCGAACGUUUGGACACAACGCUCUGAAACGGUUAUCAUUCAUUUUCCUCCCCGUAAUGUUUACGCUCGGCGUUAUCUCGACACUGCUGAUGUCUCUGGCAGUCAUAUCUGUGAAGAACCUCGCGAUUGGAGUCGUCCUUCUAAUUGUAGCUGUUAGCCAGGCUGUGUCGAGACUAUUUUCCGCCGCGGGAGCUCCUGCCCCAUUGGUGUUCCACCCACGAGCUGAACUCCUGCCGGCGCCAGCAGUACCCGCCCCCUGGCCACCCACGGGCCCUCUCCUAUCACCCUGGGCCAGAUCUGACAACGACGCGACCAUAUCUGACUAAGAAUUGUAACUAGACAUCAACAUAGAAUAAUUGCCACAGCUAUAACUAACAAGAGAUGCCUAACUAGUGCGUUGCGUCGCAACGAAUCAACGCAUUGUAUGCCAUACUUGCGUUGCGACGAGACCCGAUGUCGCACGACGCAUUCACCCAAUCAGAUUUAACUAUGGAUCGAAACAAUUGAAAUACCGUCCGACGUAGUAACGGAGCUCCGUUAAAACGACGCAACGCUUUAAUGUGGCAUGUCUUUUAAAAUUUAUGGAAAACGACGCAGCGUCGACGCUGUGGCGUCGCGAUGUAGCGCAGCGUGCUAUUAGGGCAUCGUUCUAAGUCAGAAACCAUAGUAUGAUUUUCAAAGUAUUGGAAAUCUUCCAAUGUAAUAAGUAAAUGAAUAAAUUAUUAUCGAAUCAAUGACUAAAACCUACUUCUUACUAGAAAGGCGAAAGGCUCUGUUUAAUCAAUCACUGUAAUACAUAUUAUAUUAAAUUUUACGUAACUUCUGAUAACUCCACCUACACAAGGUUGUCAGAUCUAAACCUACAUUUGUUUUGUGUUGGCUUGAUUGAUUGAUAAGUCUUUGGGUUAGUACAGGGCUUUAAACUCGUAGAUGAAAAUAUAUUGUAUUUAGUUCUCAUAUUUAAACACACCUACAAGCAACUAUUACUACAGCCUUUCUUGAUGAGUACUGUUUACUAACAAAGAAAUUAGAAAUGAAGGUAAAAAACGCAAGUCGUUUCAUAACUUAUUUAUUUUAAAUUAUGUGUUAUUUGUUUUAAAAAUGUUAUAUAAAAUAUAUUAACCAUACAAAAUUGUUCUAAGCUUAUUAAUCAAAAUUAUUUUCAUUAAUUUAACAACAAGUUAAUUAUAAUUAUUAUAAGUUGUGAAAUGACUAGUGAUUUAUACCAUCAUUUUUAAUUUGUUUGUUGGUAAACUGUAGUUCCUUUAAACUUUCAAUAUUUGUCUCAAACUUGUUUAUAAACUAUAAUAAUUUAAAUAUUUAUUCGAUUUAAAUGUUUAUAUGUCCGUGUAAACAAGAGAAAUAUUACGAAAGAAAUUCAGAAAGCGACCUAUAUGCUUAUGUAGUGAUGAUUUGAAUCUGAUCAGUUCCGGUAUUCUGCAUUCACUCGAAUUAGUUGACAUGCAUUUUCCUACAGGGAAUUUCACGCAAUGUCUCACAUAGAACUAAGUGAAUUUUGAACCAUAUAUAAUGUUAAAAAUCUUCGUCUGUUUAUCGCAAAUAAUAUUUUGUGGAAGAUAGAUGACGAUAUAACGUAAGUAUAACCCUAUAACUAUUUUUAACCGACUUCAAAAAAGGAGGAGGUUUUCAGUUUAACACGUAUGUUGUUUUGUAAUGUUUCUUACCUCAUAACUUCGUCAUAUAUUAACCAAUUGUGAAAAUUAUUUUUUUGUUUGAAAUAUACUUCCAGAUUGGUCCCAUUUCAUUUUCAUGAAAAUCGGUUUAGUAAUUUUGUGUUAAAAUCAAAAGAAAAGAAACGUCUUU